Aspergillus pseudotamarii is the source of this 2077-nucleotide messenger RNA. Its product is annotated as putative oxalate decarboxylase. The transcript is spliced from 7 exons. The record is from RefSeq and is a predicted model, not a curated record. Bases 659 to 2077 code for a protein of 472 amino acids. NCBI's taxonomy places the organism in Eukaryota, Fungi, Ascomycota, Eurotiomycetes, Eurotiales, Aspergillaceae. Gene Ontology annotation, biological process: oxalate metabolic process.
AUUAAUGCAUGGGGGGACAAUUAUUGCAGGUGGUAAGAGUAAGGAAUUCCGCCACUAAACGGUCGAGUGGGGUUCCCCUAAUUUAAUCAAUAUCAAACCCAGCCCUACUAAAGUCUUGUCGAAACCUUAGCCGAAGCUUGGUUCUUGAACGUUAUGUCUUCACCGUCGUCCCCUCCUGCGCCUAACUAGCGACAUAUUUGUCGCUUGCGAAAAAAAAAAAUGAGCUCUUUUUCUUUUGCCUGCUGCACGGGUGGGGGACGCUUCCUCAGUUUGCCAGGCAAUGCAUGCCCUAUGCGAGUACUAGAUUUCAUUCUGGACCAGUAACAAAUCGUAACAGCCCUAUUGGGCGCCGUAGGAGCUGGUCUCCUGACAAGCCACUCAGAUUGGUUCCACUUAGUCAUAUCUCCUCAUGGAGUAGCCGGUAUGGUGCCCCUUUUAGGAAAUGGUUAUAUCAGAUUACUCGUCCAACUCCAGCAUCCCCCUCAUGAGGGGUUUUUCUUUUAGUUUUGACUGUGGUAGCAAUAUCGCCUUGGAAUGAGGGGAUCUUCAUGUAGCACCCUGCAAGUUCCAGGGAUAUAAAGCCAGUCAAAGCAUCCGUCCUGCUCUUCCAUCAACAGCGCCUCUCAACCCUCGACUGGCAAUACUUUGGCUUUUCAAUAUGAAAUCCUUCCUUUACUAUACCGGCUGCUUCAUUGCUAUCCUUGGUACCGUCCAUGGUGCCCCUGCUGCUAGGGACUCCAUCCGGGACUCCGGGAAUCCCCCAUUGAGAGGCUCUGAGAAUCUUCUGGGUUAUUCUUCUGACAAUAAAUUAUCCGACCAUUCCACGGAAGAGGUCAAGUACACCCUUCUUCCUGCGCAGAAGGAGGAUCCGAAGAUAGGGUCAUAUCUGGACUUCGAGAAGGUCGACAAUCCGCAGCCCAUUCGCGGCGAUCUUGGAGCGUCCGACCCUGGCCCUCGCAACUACAACUAUGACCGAAUUAAUAGCGAUAAGCUAGCUCCCCCGGGUACAGAUAAGGGACAGACAAUCAAUGCUCAAUGGCCAAUGGGCUCACUAAGAGACAGAUACGGCUCGGAGAACUCGGGAUGGGCUCGUCAAGAAAACACCGUCGUCAUGCCCGACGCUACCAAGAUGGCCGGUGUCGACAUGCGCUUGGAAGCUGGGGCGUAUCGUGAACUGCACUGGCACGUUGCCGGCGAGUGGUCUUUGGUGCUUAAUGGGUCAUGUCGCAUUCAGGCGGUUAAUGAGAACGGCGAAACCUUUGUCGACGACGUGACAGAAGGUGAUGUGUGGUUCUUCCCUCCUGGUGUCCCUCAUUCCAUCCAAGCCCUAGAUGCAGGAGUAGAGUUCCUCCUCGUCUUCGACGACGGAGAUUUCUCCGAAGACAACACCUUCCUCGCGUCCCAAGUCUUCAGUCACAACCCUAGAUCCGUCCUGGCGAAGAACUUCGACCUCCCCAUCUCCGCCUUUAACGACAUCCCAGAGGAUGAACUGUACAUCUUCCCCGGCACAAAAGCCCCGAAGGACAUCGAGGAGCAAAACGUAACAACAGCCGCCGGCAUCGUGCCGCUAAGCCAAAGCUACUCAUACCACUUCUCCGAACAACCAGCCCAUGAAGUCGCCGGCGGUUCCGUGAAAAUCGUCGACCCCGUCACCUUCCCCAUCGCCACCAACUUCGCCGCCGCCAUUGUGACCGUGAAACCCGGCGGCAUGCGUGAGAUCCACUGGCACCCGACCAGUGACGAGUGGACGUUUUUCAUCAAGGGCAAGGCUCGCGCGACGUUGUUCACAGCGCCCACAACAGCGACCACGUUCGAUUACCGCGCUGGUGACGUGGGCUACUUCCCGCAGUCAAAUAGUCAUUAUAUCGAGAAUACGGGUGAUGAGGAUUUGAUGUUUUUGGAAGUUUUGCAGACGGAUAAGUUUACUGAUAUUGCUCUCGGUCAAUGGAUCGGAUCCACUCCGAAGCAAAUCGUGGCUGAUACAUUGAAGCUGCCUGAGAGUGCUCUGAGUAAGCUGAAGACGGAGAAACAGUAUGUCGUUGCCGGAUCGAAUGUGACGGCUGUUGCAAACAGAUGA